GCAAAUCCUCACCAACCAGCUGUUCGAAAAAGCUCGCUCCGCGUACGACUCCGACACAGAGUCCGACCCUGUCUUUAUAACACAAUCGCUGAUCAUAUUCAGCUGUCACGCACCAUACUACUCCGACAAGGAUUCUAUUUACUGGGCCCAAUUGGCCCUCUUCACAGCCGAAAGAUACGACUUCAGCACCUCCAGCUCGUCAGAGCUCAGGGUGAUCUGGUGGAUCGCCUAUAUUCAACACCAUUUGUUACAUUUGGCCCAGGUAAGCAUGCCAACCAUCAGGGACGUUCCGCCUGUUACUAGACACGAUCUGAUCAAUCACGGUCUCGACGAAGCACAGUGCGACUACAUCCUGCUAAUGAUGGACAUGUGUUCGGUGCACAACAACAUCUGGAAAGUACCUGUCACGGUUAAUACAGCUUUAGACACCGAUAGAUUAUGGUUCGAGUGGUUGAACCGGAUGCCAAUGAGUUUGCGGUACAGAGCAACUACUGUUUCGUCCAAGAACUUACUGGGGUUAUUGGUGAAUCUGAUUCUUCAAACGUUCCUAAUCAUCAAUCACAAGGCCAACAUCAAGAGGAUGCACCAAACGGGUCAACUUUCGGUUGAAUAUUUCCCGUCCUGGGCCAUCACCAUAAAAAGUUCAUUUUUAAUUAGCAAGAUUGUUGGAGAAUUAAUAGAGCUGAACGAGUUCCAUUACGCUUUUGAGAUUCUGCCAAAUCUCAUCUACAUUGCCUGUUUAGGAUUUCUUGACCAUACAAACAACAAGGAUGUCCGACUGAAAUCUCUUGCUGUGGACCACAUUACUUCAAAUCUGGAGCACUUUGAUAAUUUGUGCUGGAAAUGGCCGGUUGCAAGACAACUCAAGUACCAGGUCCGGAGACGGAUGGAGUUGGAGUACACUCCAAUGGUUUUCACCAUCACAUCGAACCCGAGAACAACCUUUGAGUACCUACAGUUGUACCAUUGCAUGGUGUCCAGAUCGCGAACCUCCAUCAACAGUCUCAUCGAGUCUCAAGAAACAGAGACCGACGACUUUGGGUAUCUUGCUCGUCUUUUCGAGCAAAACGACGCGUUCUGGGUCCCUGAGUUUGAACAAAAAGUUGGCAAGCCAGCCCUUGUUGAUGUUCAUGCUUCUAUUCAUCAUCUGCAAUACAUUUUUCUGUGA
Ogataea philodendri is the source of this 1168-nucleotide messenger RNA. RefSeq lists its product as uncharacterized. The annotation marks the transcript as partial. The record is from RefSeq and is a predicted model, not a curated record. Lineage: Eukaryota; Fungi; Ascomycota; Pichiomycetes; Pichiales; Pichiaceae. The transcript has a single exon.